CUGUGCUUUGUGAAUGGCCCGGCGUCUUCUGGGACCUGUCAUGUCCACAGUCUCUUGGUCAUCCCCUGUACUGUCUGCAGUCUCUGGUCAUCUCCUGUACUGUGUCCGCAGUCUCUGGUCAUCUGUACUGUGUCCGCAGUCUCUGGUCAUCCCCUGUACUGUGUCCGCAGUCUCUGGUCAUCUGUACUGUGUCUGCAGUCUCUGGUCAUCACCUGUACUGUGUCCGCAGUCUCUGGUCAUCUCCUGUACUGUGUCUGCAGUCUCUGGUCAUCUCCUGUACUAUGUCCGCAGUCUCUGGUCAUCUCCUGUACUGUGUCCGCAGUCUCUGGUCAUCUCCUGUACUGUGUCCGCAGUCUCUGGUCAUCUCCUGUACUGUGUCCGCAGUCUCUGGUCAUCUCCUGUACUAUGUUUGCAGUCCAUUAGUUCAGAAUAUUUUUUUUUCUUCUUUUUCUCCUCUAAAACCUAGGCAUGUC
This is a messenger RNA of Staurois parvus, 473 nucleotides long. The record is from the annotation of a GenBank genome assembly. NCBI's taxonomy places the organism in Eukaryota, Metazoa, Chordata, Amphibia, Anura, Ranidae.